Messenger RNA from Sabethes cyaneus, 630 nucleotides. RefSeq lists its product as uncharacterized. The transcript has 2 exons. The record is from RefSeq and is a predicted model, not a curated record. Lineage: Eukaryota; Metazoa; Arthropoda; Insecta; Diptera; Culicidae. Bases 1 to 630 code for a protein of 209 amino acids.
AUGGAACCAACUAUCAAAAUCGAGGAAGAUAGCGUCGAGUUCGACGAAUAUGCAUUUUAUACGGAGCAAAAUGUGAAAAGCGAUGACAGUAAUAGCAAUGAUAAAACGUCCAUUGCAACCCAACGGCCGCGGCGUUCGGCUACAAAACUGAACAUUGCCGACUUGUUUCAAAUUUCCAAUGCUUGCACCCAAAACAGAAACUUACUCAGACAACCUUUUCCGAUUCAAUCAGUGAACGAACUCAACGAAUUAGAUACACUUCUGUUAGGAAAUCCCGGAUACAUGGAGAAAUGCGCACUAAUGCUGCACAAUGCUGUACGAAAUGAGACGUUGGAAAAUGUGACAGGUCAUAUGCGACUACUGUUAGAAUUUGCAGUAGACUAUUCAGUGUUGCUUAAGUACAGCUGGUUCGGGUUUUUGCCUCGUUCGCCAAUCGCCAGGGGCAUGGGGGAGCAGCAACCGUUUCGAAAUCUUAUAGGUGUAAUACAUCUUUUACAUAGAGCUCGGCGACUUAGAUUUGGCAAAUGCAGCCUUGAGGAAAUUCACGAAGGGAUCGAAAAAUUUCUCAAGCGCAAGCUGCGCUGCCAUGCACUUUUUGUUAAGAAACAAAGCUAUGUCUUGCAAGGCUAG